GGUUGAAAACUUUCCAUUUUUCUUUUCUAAAAUAUUAAAAAAUUCUCUGAAUUCUUCUUAUAUAAAGAUGAACUCCCUUGUCUCAAGAUAUCCCACAAGAAAAAUUCCCUCUCUCUCUCAAACCAACCUUCAAAAUCUUCCCCUCUUUCUAGGCUGAAAAUGGAGAUUGCGAACCUUCCAAUUGGCUUCAGAUUCAACCCCACCGAUGCAGAGCUUCUGUAUUACUUAAAGAAAAAGGUUUUGUCUUUGCCAUUGCCAGCAAAUGUCAUUCCUGAAUUGGAAGCUUUCCAAUUCAAUCCAUGGGAUUUGCCUGGUGGGCUGAAUGAGAAUAGGUUUUUCUUCUGCAAAAGGAAGAAGAAUUUGAUGAGCAAAUGCAGCAGUUUCAGCACUGAUUGUGGGUACUGGAAAUCAAGUGGCAAGGAAAAGCAGAUUGUGGCUGGAGAGAGCAAUCAUGUGAUUGGAAUGAUGAAAACAUUUGUUUUUUAUCAGGGUAGGAACAUGAAGACUCAAUGGAUUAUGCAAGAAUUCACUAUUGUUGGCCAUCUCAAGACACCAUUCUUGGAUCAGAGGCUGAUGAUGAAAGUGGGGAAUUGGGUUGUUUGCCGUUUGUACCAAAGGAGGAUGAGAGCAAGAAAUCAUGGGGCAGCAGAGUUAGGACAUUCCAUUGCUCAAACGACGCCGUUUCUGCCUUCGUCUUCGUCAUCAUCUUCAAGUGACAUCUCUUCUAGUGAUUUAGAUGAGUAGUAGUAGUAGUAGUAGAGGGCCUAAUGACAUGUAGUCUCAUUUUGUAAUGCAAUUUCAAUUUGGCAAAUGGCAAUUUCUUGUUUAUUUCUUUCACAAAUAAAUCUAAUUUUAAUUCUUUAA
Messenger RNA from Salvia hispanica, 864 nucleotides. RefSeq names its product NAC domain-containing protein 83. The record is from RefSeq and is a predicted model, not a curated record. Gene Ontology annotation, molecular function: DNA binding. NCBI's taxonomy places the organism in Eukaryota, Viridiplantae, Streptophyta, Magnoliopsida, Lamiales, Lamiaceae. Gene Ontology annotation, biological process: regulation of DNA-templated transcription.